Trichobilharzia regenti is the source of this 705-nucleotide messenger RNA. The record is from the annotation of a GenBank genome assembly. NCBI's taxonomy places the organism in Eukaryota, Metazoa, Platyhelminthes, Trematoda, Strigeidida, Schistosomatidae.
AUGUCUCAAGGAGGGUUUUGGAAUGUUACAAAAGUUGUUUACAGUGAUGAAACUAAAAGGUUUCUGAAUGAACUUGUGAAAGAAUCUCACUUGGCCAAUUCUUAUCGGCAGUCUAUAAAGGCAGCAAUUAAAAACGGUGAAAGUCUAGGUGACAAUGUCACAAAAGUGCAUAAAAACCUUAAAAAGACAGGGCAAGUAAAUAAGGCCAAGAAAUCAAGCAGACUACCAAGACCUCGAAAACGAUCAAAAUCGUUAAUAGAACUCAGUGGAGCUUAUGAGCCCGAACGUUACCGUCCGCCUCCCGUUGGGCUGAAUACAGGUCCUUCUGAAAAACUACGUUUAGCCCAUUUAAUGACGUAUGGUGAAGAACCAACAGUGAAAUCAUUGAAAAAUGAUCAAAUUAAAGAUGGGAGAUUAGAAUAUUUGAGUCGACGUAUAUUGAAGUAUCCGAAAGUCACCGGAGAUGAUGAUGGUGAUGGUGAUGGCUGUGAUAACCAAUCUGAAAACUGUAAGGAUAGAUUUGAAGAAUUAAUGGAUGAAGUCAAUGAAAGACGUGAAUUCUUAGCACAAAUGGAAAACCUUGGACGGGUGAAAGAAUAUCGAACCACCAUUGAGACAGAAAUAUCACAAUUGAUUCGGGAAAUGGAAGAAAUUGAUUUGAAAAGAACCAGAGAAAUGUAUGCAAAAGACAAUAAAGCAAAGUAA